This is a messenger RNA of Hevea brasiliensis (rubber tree), 2280 nucleotides long. Its product is annotated as RNA-dependent RNA polymerase 1-like. Gene Ontology annotation, biological process: siRNA processing. Gene Ontology annotation, molecular function: RNA binding; RNA-directed RNA polymerase activity. The transcript has 4 exons. NCBI's taxonomy places the organism in Eukaryota, Viridiplantae, Streptophyta, Magnoliopsida, Malpighiales, Euphorbiaceae. Bases 1 to 2280 code for a protein of 759 amino acids. Gene Ontology annotation, cellular component: nuclear RNA-directed RNA polymerase complex. The record is from RefSeq and is a predicted model, not a curated record.
AUGCUGGAAGAAAAGCCUUUGAAGGUGUCUAGCGCGGACUUUAAAGCGUGGUUGCCACCUUCCCAUGGCUAUAUCGAGACUGAAAAUGCCAUGGCCCUACCUCUCUCUUUCCCUAAGUUGUUGGCUAUGAGCUCUCGUUUUCUCUCUAGAAGUGUUAGACAUGGCCGGGUGCUCUUUCUUGGCUUUGGACGGUUUACUCUGUUCUGCUUGGCUUCUGGGGAAGAGUUUUCCAUUCUUGGCUUCCAGUGGGUAUAUUGGUCCUGCUCUUAUAAUGUGGCUGAUUUGUUUGUCGAUUUUGACUGCAGAGUAAGAAUUGCUUGGAUGGGUAAGACAAUUCAAGUAUAUGGAUUCCCUUCUAAUGUGACUGUAGAUGAAGUUAAGGACUUUUUGGAAUCAUAUACAGGUGAAGGAACAGUCUAUGCUAUGAAGAUCAGGGAAAAGGGGGGUCCAAGAAAAUAUGCUAUUGUUCAAUUUACGACUGUCAGAGCUGCUGAAUAUAUUAUCUCUCUGACUAAUGAAAGCCUUUGGCAUGAUACUUCAUAUCUCAAGGCUCGGGUCAUGGACACUGAUAUUGUACCAAAGCCGAGGACAUGUUUGCACAGCAUGGAACAUAUAACACUGCAUUUUGGAUGUCAGAUAUCAAAAGAAGAGUUUUAUGUUCUGUGGAAAGGGACAGAUAUGGUGCUGCAUCGUCCGCGUGGUCAAUCUGUGAAAUAUCUUCUAAUUCAGUUAUAUGGUGCACCCCGGAUUUUUGAGAAAGAGAUAUGCCUGUCAUCGAAUGUGUUUAAGGAUCCACUUUUCAACUAUUUUAAGGAUGUCCCUGAUGACCAAUGGGUCAGGACAACAGAUUUCACUCCAUCAUGCCUCAUUGGGCAUUCAUCUGCACUAUGUUUGGAGCUUCCUUCCAGUCUUCAACUUCCAAAAUUUGAGGAGAACUUUGCUUAUUAUAAUGAAACUGAAGGCAAAUUUGUGUUACAGAAUGGUUCUGCUUUUUCUCGCAAUCUGGAUCUAGUUCCCAUUGUUGGUCCUUUCUCAGAUGAUUUGCCAUACGAGAUCCUUUUUCAGGUUAAUUUGUUGGUUCAGAAUGGGUGCCUUCCAGGGCCAGCUCUUGAUACUAAUUUUUACAAGUUGGUUGAUCCGACUAGAAUAAACAUUGUCUACAUAGAGCAUGCUCUUGAGAAAAUUUAUUACUUGAAAGAAUGUUGUUACGAACCUUCUAGGUGGCUUAAUGAACAGUAUAUAAAGUAUUAUAAAUCCAAGAACGUCCCAAAAUCACCUUAUAUCUCCUUAGAUGCUGGUUUGGUGUAUGUGCGCAGGGUUCAAAUAACACCUUGUAAAGUGUAUUUUUGUGGUCCAGAGAUUAAUGUCUCAAACCGCGUGCUACGCCACUUUCCAGAAGAUAUUAAUAACUUUCUCCAUCUAUCUCUUGUUGAUGAGGAGUUGGGUAAAAUUCAUUCAACAGAUUUAUCUCCUCGUGCUUCUGAAAACAAGGAAAGGAGAACUGCUAUUUAUCAAAGAUUUCUCUCUAUUCUCCAAAAUGGAAUAGUUAUUGACAAGAAAAGGUUUGAGUUCCUUGCCUUUUCAUCUAGUCAGUUGCGGGAAAAUUCUUGCUGGAUGUUUGCAUCAAGAUAUGGACUCACUGUUGCAGAUAUAAGAGAAUGGAUGGGCAACUUUCGUCAGAUACGAAAUGUGGCUAAAUAUGCAGCCAAACUGGGUCAGUCCUUCAGUUCAUCCACUGAAACGCUGACUGUUAGCAGAAAUGAAAUGGAAAUUAUUCCUGAUGUGGAGAUUGAAAGGGGCAGAACUAAGUAUUUAUUCUCUGAUGGCAUCGGGAAAAUAUCUGCUGAAUUUGCUAAGAAGGUGGCCUUGAAAUGUGGCUGCAAAGGUUUCUUUCCAUCUGCAUUUCAGAUUCGGUAUGGUGGGUAUAAAGGUGUUGUGGCAGUUGAUUCAACUUCAUCAAAAAAAAUAUCAUUGAGAAAGAGCAUGUGCAAGUACGAGUCUGAAAAUACAAAACUGGAUGUUUUGGCAUAUAGCAAGUAUCAGCCUUGUUUCCUGAAUCGCCAACUUAUUACUCUUCUGUCUACACUUGGUAUUCCAGAUCAUAUUUUUGAGGAAAAACAAAGAGAAGCUGUUGAUCAACUUGAUGCCAUGUUAAUAGAUCCAUUAAGGGCACUGGAGGCACUGGAUUUGAUGUCUUCUGGAGAGAUUACCAACAUUCUCAAGGAAAUGCUUUAUGACAGGCCAAUCCAGAUCCAGGGGUCUUACAUUUAUCACCUUUAG